Molecule: messenger RNA, 6699 nt
Organism: Spodoptera exigua (beet armyworm)
Lineage: Eukaryota; Metazoa; Arthropoda; Insecta; Lepidoptera; Noctuidae
Source: the annotation of a GenBank genome assembly
AUGAGGCAUCGCGACCUCGGCCCAGAGCAAGAGAAAGAAGGGGAGUUUUCAGUCCAGAAGCAGUCAAAUAUAGCGAGCUCCGAGAAGGUGGAUACUGGAGACCAUAUACUGAUACAUCACACCAGAAAUACGGCACAGAAACAAUGGGCAGAGACGCAGGUACUGACCCUAUCCGGCGUGUCCCGGGUCUUCCACUCGAGGUUCCAGCUCCUCACCACGGUGGGAGACUUCACCAGGUCCUGGACAGCACUACUUGACUACAUCACUGACUUCGCUCUACGCCGGAGUCAUGAGGUGUCGGUGGGGGCGCUGAAGUCGUUCCAGGAGGUGGUGUCCGCUGCGGGGCGUGCCACGGACGUGGACCCUGCCCUGAUGGCGCGGGUGUGGGCCGCCGCGUGGGCUGCCUGGACCAACAUCGCCUCCGCCUCGCCCGCUGACCCACCGCCAUCAGAAGACGGCAAGCCUGUGGAGGUGUACGCGCCUUCCCUGAACUUCCUUACUACGCUCGUGCAGAUAUUCCCGCUCAUAUUCCAACAUAUACGACCUACGCAGGGCAUACCGCCACCGUAUGCUCCACCGUAUCCUCUAGGUGGUUCACAGCGGCGGACGUGUCCCGGCUGGGCGCGUGUCUGGCGCACGUGUGCAGCACGCGGCCCUCCGCCGCCGCCUCCGCGCUGGACUCCCUCUCCGCCGCCCCCGUCAGUCUACACGCGCUGCACUGCCUCGACAUCGUGCACAAGGUACCCCCCACCCCCCUCCGCGCUGGACUCCCUCUCCGCCGCCCCCGUCAGUCUACACGCGCUGCACUGCCUCGACAUCGUGCACAAGGUACCCCCCACCCCCCUCCGCGCUGGACUCCCUCUCCGCCGCCCCCGUCAGUCUACACGCGCUGCACUGCCUCGACAUCGUGCACAAGGUACCCCCCACCCCCCUCCGCGCUGGACUCCCUCUCCGCCGCCCCCGUCAGUCUACACGCGCUGCACUGCCUCGACAUCGUGCACAAGGUACCCCCCACCCCACUCCGCGCUGGACUCCCUCUCCGCCGCCCCCGUCAGUCUACACGCGCUGCACUGCCUCGACAUCGUGCACAAGGUACCCCCCACCCCCCUCCGCGCUGGACUCCCUCUCCGCCGCCCCCGUCAGUCUACACGCGCUGCACUGCCUCGACAUCGUGCACAAGGUACCCCCCACCCCCCUCCGCGCUGGACUCCCUCUCCGCCGCCCCCGUCAGUCUACACGCGCUGCACUGCCUCGACAUCGUGCACAAGGUACCCCCCACCCCCCUCCGCGCUGGACUCCCUCUCCGCCGCCCCCGUCAGUCUACACGCGCUGCACUGCCUCGACAUCGUGCACAAGGUACCCCCCACCCCCCUCCGCGCUGGACUCCCUCUCCGCCGCCCCCGUCAGUCUACACGCGCUGCACUGCCUCGACAUCGUGCACAAGGUACCCCCCACCCCCCUCCGCGCUGGACUCCCUCUCCGCCGCCCCCGUCAGUCUACACGCGCUGCACUGCCUCGACAUCGUGCACAAGGUACCCCCCACCCCCCUCCGCGCUGGACUCCCUCUCCGCCGCCCCCGUCAGUCUACACGCGCUGCACUGCCUCGACAUCGUGCACAAGGUACCCCCCACCCCCCCUCCGCGCUGGACUCCCUCUCCGCCGCCCCCGUCAGUCUACACGCGCUGCACUGCCUCGACAUCGUGCACAAGGUACCCCCCACCCCCCUCCGCGCUGGACUCCCUCUCCGCCGCCCCCGUCAGUCUACACGCGCUGCACUGCCUCGACAUCGUGCACAAGGUACCCCCCACCCCCCUCCGCGCUGGACUCCCUCUCCGCCGCCCCCGUCAGUCUACACGCGCUGCACUGCCUCGACAUCGUGCACAAGGUACCCCCCACCCCCCUCCGCGCUGGACUCCCUCUCCGCCGCCCCCGUCAGUCUACACGCGCUGCACUGCCUCGACAUCGUGCACAAGGUACCCCCCACCCCCCUCCGCGCUGGACUCCCUCUCCGCCGCCCCCGUCAGUCUACACGCGCUGCACUGCCUCGACAUCGUGCACAAGGUACCCCCCACCCCCCUCCGCGCUGGACUCCCUCUCCGCCGCCCCCGUCAGUCUACACGCGCUGCACUGCCUCGACAUCGUGCACAAGGUACCCCCCACCCCCCUCCGCGCUGGACUCCCUCUCCGCCGCCCCCGUCAGUCUACACGCGCUGCACUGCCUCGACAUCGUGCACAAGGUACCCCCCACCCCCCUCCGCGCUGGACUCCCUCUCCGCCGCCCCCGUCAGUCUACACGCGCUGCACUGCCUCGACAUCGUGCACAAGGUACCCCCCACCCCCCUCCGCGCUGGACUCCCUCUCCGCCGCCCCCGUCAGUCUACACGCGCUGCACUGCCUCGACAUCGUGCACAAGGUACCCCCCACCCCCCCUCCGCGCUGGACUCCCUCUCCGCCGCCCCCGUCAGUCUACACGCGCUGCACUGCCUCGACAUCGUGCACAAGGUACCCCCCACCCCCCUCCGCGCUGGACUCCCUCUCCGCCGCCCCCGUCAGUCUACACGCGCUGCACUGCCUCGACAUCGUGCACAAGGUACCCCCCACCCCCCUCCGCGCUGGACUCCCUCUCCGCCGCCCCCGUCAGUCUACACGCGCUGCACUGCCUCGACAUCGUGCACAAGGUACCCCCCACCCCCCUCCGCGCUGGACUCCCUCUCCGCCGCCCCCGUCAGUCUACACGCGCUGCACUGCCUCGACAUCGUGCACAAGGUACCCCCCACCCCCCUCCGCGCUGGACUCCCUCUCCGCCGCACCCGUCAGUCUACACGCGCUGCACUGCCUCGACAUCGUGCACAAGGUACCCCCCACCCCCCUCCGCGCUGGACUCCCUCUCCGCCGCACCCGUCAGUCUACACGCGCUGCACUGCCUCGACAUCGUGCACAAGGUACCCCCCACACCCCUCCGCGCUGGACUCCCUCUCCGCCGCACCCGUCAGUCUACACGCGCUGCACUGCCUCGACAUCGUGCACAAGGUACCCCCCACCCCCCUCCGCGCUGGACUCCCUCUCCGCCGCACCCGUCAGUCUACACGCGCUGCACUGCCUCGACAUCGUGCACAAGGUACCCCCCACCCCCCUCCGCGCUGGACUCCCUCUCCGCCGCACCCGUCAGUCUACACGCGCUGCACUGCCUCGACAUCGUGCACAAGGUACCCCCCACCCCCCUCCGCGCUGGACUCCCUCUCCGCCGCCCCCGUCAGUCUACACGCGCUGCACUGCCUCGACAUCGUGCACAAGGUACCCCCCACCCCCCUCCGCGCUGGACUCCCUCUCCGCCGCACCCGUCAGUCUACACGCGCUGCACUGCCUCGACAUCGUGCACAAGGUACCCCCCACCCCCCUCCGCGCUGGACUCCCUCUCCGCCGCCCCCGUCAGUCUACACGCGCUGCACUGCCUCGACAUCGUGCACAAGGUACCCCCCACCCCCCUCCGCGCUGGACUCCCUCUCCGCCGCCCCCGUCAGUCUACACGCGCUGCACUGCCUCGACAUCGUGCACAAGGUACCCCCCACCCCCCUCCGCGCUGGACUCCCUCUCCGCCGCCCCCGUCAGUCUACACGCGCUGCACUGCCUCGACAUCGUGCACAAGGUACCCCCCACCCCCCUCCGCGCUGGACUCCCUCUCCGCCGCCCCCGUCAGUCUACACGCGCUGCACUGCCUCGACAUCGUGCACAAGGUACCCCCCACCCCCCUCCGCGCUGGACUCCCUCUCCGCCGCCCCCGUCAGUCUACACGCGCUGCACUGCCUCGACAUCGUGCACAAGGUACCCCCCACCCCCCUCCGCGCUGGACUCCCUCUCCGCCGCCCCCGUCAGUCUACACGCGCUGCACUGCCUCGACAUCGUGCACAAGGUACCCCCCACCCCCCUCCGCGCUGGACUCCCUCUCCGCCGCCCCCGUCAGUCUACACGCGCUGCACUGCCUCGACAUCGUGCACAAGGUACCCCCCACCCCCCUCCGCGCUGGACUCCCUCUCCGCCGCCCCCGUCAGUCUACACGCGCUGCACUGCCUCGACAUCGUGCACAAGGUACCCCCCACCCCCCUCCGCGCUGGACUCCCUCUCCGCCGCACCCGUCAUCAUGAUCCCUAUAUGAUCCCUCUUCGCUCAAAGAAUUCUGCGAGUGAAGAGGCGCUGCAGCGACACGAGCUGCUGGUGGCGCUGUUCGCGGCGCUGACGGGGCUGGCGCGCAGCUGCGCGGGCCGGGGCUGCGGCGCCGCGCCGCGCUGCCUGGCCGCCGCCGCCGCGCUGUACCGCGCCGCGCCCGUGCCCGCCGCGCCCGUACUGCCGCCGCUACUGCUGGCCUUACACUCUGCAGUCCAGAACUUCGGUCAGGACAAACGACGCAAGACAGCUGAACAAAUGGAGGAGACCGCACAGAUCUCAUCGCUGUUAUUGCAGUCUUCAGAACAGUUGCCAACUGGGAAAUCAGUUACACCAACCCCGAGCACCUCUCAUCAAGUUCAAGAGAGGGUUGACGGAGAAGAAGAGGAUCAAUCAAGCGGGGAGGAGGGUGAUAUGAAUAAUCUAUCUGAAUCACACGAGAAUAGCGACAGUGAUAGAUCUCCUUCUAGCCUACAGCAACAUAUCCUCACGAAGAGAGAUAUAGGGUCCAACAGCAAGCUGGAUAACCUACUUCGUAAACAAACAGCGCAUUUCAAGGCUUUUAUGAGAGCUGUACUGAAUACAGGGUUACCGUUAGCUAGAGAAGAUCCCGAGGCGUACAAAGAGUUCUGGGAGACUCUGCCCAAAGUAUUGGAGACAUUCCUCUUCGAGCCACCCGUGGGUGGUGGCCAGGCGGCGCGACAGUUGGUGGUGGCGCUGCGAGAGCAGGCGCUGCGCGCGCGUCCCCGCCUGCCGCCGCCGCUGCUGCGCGCGCUGCUCGCGCUCUGGCCCCGCCUGCCGCCGCCGCUGCUGCGCGCGCUGCUCGCGCUCGUGCGCGCCGGCUCGCUGCACGCGCAGCCCGCCCCCCCCAUACGUACGUACCCACUCUGCCUCACGUUACUAGUGGCCCCGCCUGCCGCCGCCGCUGCUGCGCGCGCUGCUCGCGCUCGUGCGCGCCGGCUCGCUGCACGCGCAGCCCGCCCCCCCCAUACGUACUGGCCCCGCCUGCCGCCGCCGCUGCUGCGCGCGCUGCUCGCGCUCGUGCGCGCCGGCUCGCUGCACGCGCAGCCCGCCCCCCCCAUACGUACGUACCCACUCUGCCUCACGUUACUAGUGGCCCCGCCUGCCGCCGCCGCUGCUGCGCGCGCUGCUCGCGCUCGUGCGCGCCGGCUCGCUGCACGCGCAGCCCGCCCCCCCCAUACGUACUGGCCCCGCCUGCCGCCGCCGCUGCUGCGCGCGCUGCUCGCGCUCGUGCGCGCCGGCUCGCUGCACGCGCAGCCCGCCCCCCCCAUACGUACGUACCCACUCUGCCUCACGUUACUAGUGGCCCCGCCUGCCGCCGCCGCUGCUGCGCGCGCUGCUCGCGCUCGUGCGCGCCGGCUCGCUGCACGCGCAGCCCGCCCCCCCCAUACGUACUGGCCCCGCCUGCCGCCGCCGCUGCUGCGCGCGCUGCUCGCGCUCGUGCGCGCCGGCUCGCUGCACGCGCAGCCCGCCCCCCCCAUACGUACGUACCCACUCUGCCUCACGUUACUAGUGGCCCCGCCUGCCGCCGCCGCUGCUGCGCGCGCUGCUCGCGCUCGUGCGCGCCGGCUCGCUGCACGCGCAGCCCGCCCCCCCCAUACGUACUGGCCCCGCCUGCCGCCGCCGCUGCUGCGCGCGCUGCUCGCGCUCGUGCGCGCCGGCUCGCUGCACGCGCAGCCCGCCCCCCCCAUACGUACGUACCCACUCUGCCUCACGUUACUAGUGGCCCCGCCUGCCGCCGCCGCUGCUGCGCGCGCUGCUCGCGCUCGUGCGCGCCGGCUCGCUGCACGCGCAGCCCGCCCCCCCCAUACGUACUGGCCCCGCCUGCCGCCGCCGCUGCUGCGCGCGCUGCUCGCGCUCGUGCGCGCCGGCUCGCUGCACGCGCAGCCCGCCCCCCCCAUACGUACGUACCCACUCUGCCUCACGUUACUAGUGGCCCCGCCUGCCGCCGCCGCUGCUGCGCGCGCUGCUCGCGCUCGUGCGCGCCGGCUCGCUGCACGCGCAGCCCGCCCCCCCCAUACGUACGUACCCACUCUGCCUCACGUCAGGAAUGGUUGGGCCUCCGAAAACGAACAAGAGUUGAAAGAGAGAGAAGAGUUUGCGCGGACGUGUUUUGAGACCCUCCUGCAGUACUCCAUGCUUGAGGAUAUCGACUCAUUCGCUGGAGUUGAAGAUGACGCAGAUCCCUUAGCGAUAGUAGCCCUCUUAGAUAGAUUCCACGAGGUCAUAUCGAAAUACACACAGGACGAAGAUAACUCCGAGCCACUGCCCAGGCAUCAGCUAUCAGAGAUAUCUUUCGUGCUGAAGGCAGUGGCGACCCUCACAGACUCGAUGAAGAAGGCACCCCCAGGGAAGGUAGACGCCGUCGCAUGGCAGAAGUUAAUAGGGCUGUACCCUCAGCUGGUGGUGCUGGCGGCGAGCGGUCGCGCGGGGGGCGCGGGCGGCGGCGGGGGCGGCGCGCUGCGCGAGGCGCUGCUGCAGUACGAGGCGCUGCUGCAGGCGCCGCCGCAGCUAUAG